UUCCAGUCUCAUUCCAGCGCUACCAGCUGGCUCUGGGGAAGAAUUCCUAAGCGCAGAAUGGGCUGCUCUGGGGUGCCUUCAGCUGCAGCAGAAGCAGCCCAGAGGAGAAAAUGAGAACCAGCUGCCAGGGCCCUUUAAGCACCCAAGCCCCACCCACAGGCCUGCCCUGCCCUGCCGGGAAGUGAUCCUGUGGCUGGGCGAGGGAGUUUCCUGAUCCGAGGAGUCUGUUGCAGCUAGGCACACUUCUAGAUGUGAGUACGUUGUACUGGUCGCCAAACCCCAAACCAGUGGUGGGUCUCUGUGCCCCUCAAGGCUCGCUUUAGCUCUGUCCUGCUGUCAAGGGCCUUGCUUCUGCUGGGGCAAGUAAGACCUCUCUGAAUCGGAGAAGGAAGCCCUGGGCUUAGGAGUCACCAUGGCGAACGACGAGUCCAUCAUCCGCAUCCCCCCGUACCACUACAUCCAUGUCCUGGACCAGAACAGCAAUGUGUCCCGUGUGGAGGUCGGACCAAAGACCUACAUCCGGCAGGACAAUGAGAGGGUGCUGUUUGCCCCUUUGCGAAUGGUGACUGUCCCCCCACGCCACUACUGCACAGUGGCCAACCCUGUGUCCCGGGAUGCCCAGGGCUCAGUGCUGUUCGACGUCACUGGGCAAGUACGGCUUCGCCACGCUGACCUAGAGAUCCGGCUGGCCCAGGAUCCCUUCCCGCUGUACCCGGGGGAGGUGCUGGAGAAGGACAUCACGCCCCUGCAGGUGGUUCUGCCCAACACUGCCCUCCAUCUCAAGGCAUUGCUGGAUUUUGAGGACAAGGAUGGAGACAAAGUGGUGGCAGGAGACGAGUGGCUCUUUGAAGGACCUGGCACAUACAUCCCCCAGAAAGAGGUGGAGGUUGUGGAGAUCAUUCAGGCCACGGUCAUCAGGCAGAACCAGGCCCUGCGGCUCAGGGCCCGCAAGGAGUGCCGGGACCGGGACGGCAAGGAGAGGGUGACAGGAGAAGAAUGGCUGGUCACCUCUGUGGGGGCAUAUCUCCCAGCAGUGUUUGAGGAGGUUCUGGAUUUGGUGGAUGCCGUGAUCCUUACAGAAAAGACAGCCCUGCACCUCCGGGCUCGGCAGAACUUCCGAGACACGAGGGGAGUGGUCCGCCGCACGGGGGAGGAAUGGCUGGUGACCGUGCGGGACACAGAGGCCCAUGUGCCAGACGUCCACGAAGAGGUGCGGGGGGUCGUGCCCAUUACCACCCUGGGCCCCCGCAACUACUGCGUGAUCCUCGACCCAGUCGGACCAGAUGGCAGGAACCAGCUGGGGCAAAAGCUCGUGGUCAAGGGAGAGAAGUCUUUUUUCCUCCAGCCAGGGGAGAGGCUGGAACGAGGCAUCCAGAAUGUAUAUGUGCUAUCGGAGCAGCAGGGACUGCUGCUGAGGGCCCUGCAGCCCCUGGAGGAGGGGGAGGACAAGGAGAAGGUCUCAUGCCAGGCUGGGGACUGCUGGCUCAUCCGCGGGCCCCUGGAGUAUGUGCCGUCUGCCAAGGUGGAGGUGGUGGAAGAGCGUCAGGCCAUCCCUCUGGACGAGAACGAGGGCAUCUAUGUACAGGACGUCAAGACUGGCAGGGUGCGCUCUGUGAUUGGGAGCACCUACAUGCUGACACAGGACGAGGUCCUGUGGGAGAAGGAGCUGCCCCCAGGGGUGGAGGAGUUACUGAGUAAGGCGCAGGACCCUCUGGCCGACCGGGGUGAGAACAGCACACGCAAGAGCCUGCAGCCCUCAGCUCCCCGGAACAAGACCCGCGUGGUCAGCUACCGUGUCCCCCACAAUGCCGCUGUGCAGGUGUAUGACUACAGAGAGAAGAGAGCUCGUGUGGUCUUUGGACCCGAGCUGGUGUCUCUGGGUCCCGAGGAGCAGUUCACAGUGUUGUCCCUCUCGGCCGGGCGGCCCAAGCGUCCCCAUGCCCGCCGUGCACUCUGCCUGCUGCUCGGACCAGACUUCUUCACAGAUGUCAUCACCAUCGAGACAGCAGACCAUGCCAGACUGCAGCUGCAGCUCGCCUACAACUGGCACUUUGAGGUGAGUGACCGGAGGGACCCCCAAGAGGCGGCCAAGCUCUUCUCAGUGCCUGACUUCGUGGGUGAUGCCUGCAAGGCCAUCGCAUCCCGGGUGCGGGGGGCCGUGGCAUCCGUCACCUUUGAUGACUUCCAUAAGAAUUCAGCCCGCAUCAUCCGCACAGCCGUCUUUGGCUUUGAGACCUCAGAAGCCAAGAGCACUGAUGGCACCGGCCUGCCCAAGCCCCGGGACCAGGCCAUCUUCCCCCAAAAUGGGCUGGUGGUCAGCAGCGUGGACGUGCAGUCAGUCGAGCCUGUGGACCAGAGGACCCGGGAUGCCCUGCAGCGCAGCGUCCAGCUGGCCAUCGAGAUCACCACCAACUCCCAGGAGGCAGCAGCCAAGCAUGAGGCUCAGAGGCUUGAGCAGGAAGCCCGUGGCCGGCUCGAGAGGCAGAAGAUCUUGGACCAAUCGGAGGCUGAGAAGGCUCGUAGGGAGCUCUUGGAGCUGGAGGCUCUGAGCAUGGCCGUGGAGAGCACCGGGACUGCCAAGGCGGAGGCCGAGUCCCGUGCAGAGGCGGCGCGGAUUGAGGGAGAAGGUUCCGUGCUACAGGCCAAGCUGAAAGCACAGGCCUUGGCCAUCGAGACGGAGGCUGAGCUCCAGCGGGUACAGAAAGUACGAGAGCUGGAGCUGGUCUAUGCCCGGGCCCAGCUGGAGCUGGAGGUGAGCAAGGCCCAGCAGCUGGCUGAGGUGGAGGUGAAGAAAUUCACGCAGAUGACACAGGCUCUGGGCCCCAGCACCAUCAGGGACCUUGCUGUGGCUGGGCCAGAGAUGCAGGUAAAACUGCUGCAGUCCCUGGGCCUGAAAUCAACCCUCAUCACUGAUGGCUCCACUCCCAUCAACCUCUUCCACACAGCCAUGGGGCUGCUGGGGCUAGGGUCUGAGGCUCAGCCUGCAGCCAGGAAGGCAGCUGGCAUGCCCACCCCCCAGGGGGGCUUGCCUCUCCAGUCCCUUCCUGUCCCUCAAUCUCCUGGAAGCAACCAGAUCGUGCCUUAGCUCUCUACUGCACUGGCCACUGGCAAAUAAAACUGACGUUUCUGGGCAUUUAAA
Molecule: messenger RNA, 3139 nt
Organism: Cynocephalus volans (Philippine flying lemur)
Lineage: Eukaryota; Metazoa; Chordata; Mammalia; Dermoptera; Cynocephalidae
Gene: MVP
Product: major vault protein
Exons: 15
Coding region: 413-3085 (890 amino acids)
Cellular component (GO): nucleus; cytoplasm
Source: RefSeq, a predicted model, not a curated record